This is a messenger RNA of Dentiscutata erythropus, 948 nucleotides long. The record is from the annotation of a GenBank genome assembly. Lineage: Eukaryota; Fungi; Glomeromycota; Glomeromycetes; Diversisporales; Gigasporaceae.
AUGUCCUUUUUAGCUGAUGGAAAUGGCAAUAUUCAAGACUUUGAUUCUAAUUCCUGUGAAAUCUCAUCAAACAAAUCAAAUUGCAUAUAUUUUCGAUUCAAUUCAUCGCUUCAAUUUCAUCAUGAUAGCGCUUUAAUGAGUUUCAAUAUUACUUUAGCGCCCGCGUUAUCUACAACCAACGUUUCUUUUAAUCUAUCUGAGUACUUGUACCCAGAUCCACCAUUCCGCAAAUUUAACCUGGAUUCAACAUUAAAAUUAAAAUACGAUCCAUCAUCCGUAAACUUUUCCAAAAUUGGCAUUUCGGAUCACCAGUUAUACGUCAAGUUUGACGCAAUGGUGGUUAAUAAUAAUUCUUAUACAGACAUUAGUUAUCCAUCAUUCCUCUUCGAACCUGGAGAUUGUUCUGUCAUAAAUCUUUCUCCCACAAUUAAAGGAUCUUAUUAUGACAAUAUGGGACGCUUCAUGGGUUACCAAAAUGAAAAGAGUCAAUUUCAUUUAAAUCCCACCAUCACGACACUUCCAAAACUCACUGAUGGAAGGCAGAUACAAUUUGCUGUAAUACAAAGACAAUAUCUCAGACAUGAAAUGCAAUCUUCUCAUUCAAUGGCCAAUAUCGGUGGUUUCUACGUGGCCUUGAGUUCUAUUUAUGUUCUUUUGUUUGGAAUGUCAAAACUAUCCCCAUGCCUUAAAAGAAAAUUAGCAAAACGAUACGUCGCAUUUUCAGGAAUUCCUUUAUCGCAAAAAGUAUCAAAUCGACGUAACGAUGCUACAUUAGAAGAUCGUGUACAAAUGUUGGAAACGAUGUUGCAAGAUUACUACCUUGACAAUUACCAAUGGGAGCUCUUGAAAAAAAGUGUAUUGAAAUAUGACCGACUACAACGUCAAUAUGACCAAAUGACGAAUUUUCAAAACCAGAAAAUAAUUGAUUCAGAUUCAGAAGUUAAUUGA